Molecule: messenger RNA, 5316 nt
Organism: Equus caballus (horse)
Lineage: Eukaryota; Metazoa; Chordata; Mammalia; Perissodactyla; Equidae
Gene: CRTC3
Product: CREB regulated transcription coactivator 3
Biological process (GO): positive regulation of transcription by RNA polymerase II; protein homotetramerization
Cellular component (GO): cytoplasm; nucleus
Molecular function (GO): cAMP response element binding protein binding
Source: RefSeq, a predicted model, not a curated record
CUCGCGGGCUGUGGGGCCGCGGCGGCUCCUCUGCCGGGUCGCGCCGGAGGCCGUGCUUCGGGCGGCGGCCUGGGCGGCCUGGGCGGCCUGCGGACGGACGGACGGCCGGGCGGAGGCGCAGGCCCCGCGCCCGCCGCGUGCCCCUGCGGCGGCGCCGGCCCGCACCAUGGCCGCGUCGCCGGGCUCGGGCAGCGCCAACCCGCGGAAGUUCAGUGAGAAGAUCGCGCUGCACACGCAGCGGCAGGCCGAGGAGACGCGGGCCUUCGAGCAGCUCAUGACCGACCUCACCCUGUCGCGGGUUCAAUUUCAGAAGCUUCAGCAACUGCGCCUUACACAGUACCAUGGAGGAUCCUUACCAAAUGUGAGCCAGCUGCGGAGCAGUGCGCCAGAGUUUCAGCCGUCCUUUCACCAAGCUGAUAGCCUACGGGGGACUCGCCAUCAUGGGCUGGUGGAGAGGCCAUCCAGGACCCGCUUCCACCCCCUCCACCGACGGUCUGGGGACAAACCAGGGCGACAGUUUGAUGGUAGUACUUUUGGAGGCAUUUACUCCUCACAGCCCCUGGAUGAGAGUUGGCCAAGGCAGCAGCCUCCUUGGAAAGAAGAAAAGCACCCUGGGUUCAGGCUAACGUCUGCCCUUAACAGGACCAAUUCUGAUUCUGCUCUUCACACAAGUGCUCUGAGCACCAAGCCCCAGGACCCCUAUGGAGGAGGGGCCCAGUCGGCCUGGCCUGCCCCAUACAUGGGUUUCUGUGAUGGUGAGAAUGACGCACACGGGGAAGUUGUGUCUUUCCCUGGCCCAUUGAAAGAAGAGAAUCUGUUAAAUGUUCCCAAGCCACUGCCAAAACAGCUGUGGGAGACCAAGGAGAUGCAGUCCCUGUCAGGGCGCCCUCGAUCCUGUGAUGUUGGAGGUGGCAACGCUUUUCCACACAACGGUCAAAACAUAGGCCUUUCACCCUUUCUGGGGACCCUGAACACUGGGGGGUCAUUGCCAGAUCUAACCAACCUCCACUACUCCACGCCCCUGCCUGCCUCCCUGGACACCGGUGACCACGUCUUUGGUAGCAUGAGUGUAGGGCACAGUGUGGGCAACCUCCCCGCUGCUAUGACGCACCUGGGCCUCAGAAGCUCUUCUGGUCUCCAGAGUUCUCGGAGUAACCCCUCCAUCCAGGCCACGCUCAACAAGACGGCGCUUUCCUCUUCCCUAAGUCGCCACCCGCAGACGUCCGCUCCCAGUGCCUCUGCUCUUCACCCUUCACUCCGUCUCUUCUCCCUUAGCAACCCCUCUCUUCCCACCACAAACCUGAGCGGCCCCUCUCGGCGUAGGCAGCCUCCCGUCAGCCCUCUCACACUUUCUCCUGGCCCUGAAGCACCUCAAGGUUUCAGCAGACAGCUCUCUUCAACCAGCCCACUGAACCCAUACCCUGCCUCGCAGAUGGUGUCUUCCGAUCGAAGCCCGCUCUCUUUCCUGCCAACAGAAGCUCAAGCCCAUGUGUCCCCACCGCCCCCUUACCCCACACCCCAGGAGCUCCCCCAGCCUCUCCUGCAGCAGCCCCGCACCCAGGAGCCCCCUGCUCAGCAGCCCCAGGCAGCCUCAUCUCUGCCACAGUCAGACUUCCCGCUCCUCACGCCCCAGGGCUCUUCUUUGACCAACUUCUUCCCGGAUGUGAGCUUUGACCAGCAGUCCUUGAGGCCAGACCCAGCAUUUACCCAACAGGUGCCCCUGGUGCCGCAGGGUCCACGAGAACCCCAGGACUCAUUUCAUUUGAGACCAAACCUGUAUUCUAACUGCGGGAAUUUCCCAAACACCGUGCUGACAGAAGACUCGAGCACCAGCCUGUUCAAAGACCUCAGCAGCGCACUGGCAGGCAUGCCUGAGGUCAGCCUGAGCGUGGACACUCCGUUUCCGUUGGAAGAAGAGCUCCAAAUUGAACCCCUGAGCCUGGACGGACUCAACAUGUUAAGUGACUCCAGCAUGGGCCUGCUUGACCCUUCUGUGGAAGAGACAUUUCGAGCUGACCGACUGUGACAGAGUGAAACAGAACAGGAGAAUUUAUUUCUGAAACAGCUAAAAUAGAACGGAAUAGAAUGGAGCCAGCUAGACCCCUGGGCUGUAGUUAUCUCAAGCUUCUGACGUAGAAGGAACCGAUUCCACGGCCCCCAGCUUUCGGAUGAGGUUGCGUCUCGCACGCUGUGGCUCCCUCUCGACCACAGAGCUCUGCACUGCCUCCCAGGCCUGCGGCAAGGGUGCUGCUGCAGGCAGGCUGCUUUGGAGCUUCUGAUGAGUGGGUCCUCACCGUGACCGUUAAAUCUUUCUGUUGGCCAUCUGGUUGAUCGAUGUGUAAAAGUAGAAAAUACCAUGCACUGGAGGCCCCAGUAGCGUUGCGUAGUGCUCAGAACCACUGAUCUCAGCCGACACUGAAGAAGGGCCCUGCAGGGGAGGCCGGCAGGAGCCACAGGCUUUCGGGAACGGGCUUGGGUCUGAGCAGCAGUACCCCAGCACCUCGGGCCUUCUCGAUCUAGCUGUUAUGGCUGUGCGCCCGCCAGCUGGUGGCAGGGAUGUGCCAGAACAGAGAGGAGAGCUGUGUUCUCUCCGAUGCCUUAAUUCUAAUAUGAAGAAGACUACCACGAGGCCAAGAACAGACUUGAGUUAAGCAAACUGAAGUCUACUUUGUUUCCUCCGGUCUACAGUCUCUCCUGCUGCUCCAGGAUCCCUUUUCCUGUGGACAAGAGGAAGAGGAAGACUAUUCUACUCAGUCACUGAAAGAAAGUCCCCUGGUGAUAGAUGAGCCUGAGGAGAACAGUGCUGUUCUUGGUGGCUGGGGAAGAAGGAAGGGGGCUGUAGGUGUCUCACAGACACGUGUCAUCCCCUAGACAAGCUCCAGGCAAGUGCAGGCCUCCCUCUCUGCAGACCAGCUGGAGGGGAUGGCCGGAGGUCUGGACUGAGGGAAGCUGUUUCUCUGUGGACCGGGAGUGGCACUAUGACCCCACUAGACCGUAAGCUCCUUAAGGGCAGGGACUGUGCCUUCUUCCUCGUUGAACCCCUAGUACCUAAGUGCCUAGCACUGCGUGGGUGCUGUGUAACUGCGUGUUGAAUGUGUGCAUGAAGGAAUGAAUGAGCGAAUCUGCCUUGCCGGGAGGCAGUCUAAUCUUUACCUAUCCCUAUUCCUUGCCAAAUCUCAGAGCUUUAGCUUUUCUAACACGCCUGUGGUUAAGUUCAGCGUGCACUUUAAUAUGCUGUAACACUAGGUGACCAAGUCCACAAUCCGACUGGGUGCUGUGCUCUCCUUGAGUUGCUCUGCGUGGCAGGUAGGCACAGACUAUCUUUGAGCGCCUCCAGGAUGUCUGAGCCUCCCAAGGCUGGGGCUUCAGGGAUCCUGGCCAGGCCUCCACCGCAAAAGGUCUUCCCUCUCAGAUGCACGUUUUGCUCUAGAUUGCUUUAAAAAGAGACUCAUUCUUUGAGGUUGAAGAAAUAGUCUAUAGUAAAUUGAAGGCCUAAUUCAUGAAACCAUCAUUAGUCAUCAGUACCUUAGUAUAAAAUAGUGUCACCACAUUUCCACCCCUGCCUGCUUCCUCCAACUUAGGCUAGGCCAGCCCCUGACCAGAAACCUGACUGGUGGGUUUGAAGAGAACAGAGGGGACGAUGCCUCAGAGCACUUCUGGGAAGCGGUCUGGGCAGUGGAGCAGAGCAUAGGCAUGGGAAGACAGGGCGGGGAGGACAGCAACACUGCAGGAAGAUGAGAGAUGCCGAACCUUUGCCUGGACAGCCAUGGCCCUUCCUGGGGCCACCAGGAGUGUCACUGCAGGUCGCUAGACUGCUUUCCCGCAAAGAAGCCAGGCUGCGCUAGGAGGGUCUGAACCCGACACUUCUGUGCCUUAUGGCAAGAGUCUGUCGCAGGAUCCUGACUGUCAACAUCUCCAGACCUCGUCCCGUUUCUCUUUUGUCUUCAGAGGGAUUGCCUUACGUCCAGUCUUUCAAAUUACCCUGCUGGCACACCACUCCAUCCUCCUCUGGGGGACCCAGGUCUCCUCGCUUCGCAUUAGCCCUGAACCCCUGCUGCUGAAUCGGCAGAUCCACCCGCAGUCCUUGCCUGAGCCCUGGCUCGGAGAGGAGUCGGCCUCCCCCCCAAGCCUUCUUCCCAGUGCAACUUGCAGAUCCCUUUAGACUUGAGAUCUCAGACGGAGGUGACUUCUGUUCAAAGGGCCUUUCCUUGUAACAAUACACAGCACCCCAGUGUGCCGACAGAAGCCACCUCCUUGCUGCCUUUCCUGUGUCGAAGGUCCCCGAAAUCUGAUCUGGCCUUUGAGACAGGGAGUGAUGCUGUUAGUAAGAAGUUUUUGGUGUGGGGUUUUUUGGGUUUUUUUUUGAGAAAUGGAGGUCCCAGCAUAAUCCACUCUUGCACAGUGCCUUUCCCAUGGGGAUCAUCGAUGUCGGGGUGCCAGCUCUCUUUGUCUGCAGGGCAGCCGUGCCUUACAACUGGAGACCCUGAGACCUACACUGUGAAGUGCGCUGCCCCUGGGGCAUUCUCCAGGUGACACAUGGAAAUGGAGGCUCCCAGGAAAAGUGACAUUUUGGCGGGACUGUAAUGAUGACAGUAAGGUUUAGCACUGAACUAAGUUUGUCCGUAAGUCCAUCAGUCCAGUCUUGUCCUGUGAAAAGGUUUUGGGCAUUAGACCAUCCACUUUGCUUAGAUGGUGUCCAGGCCACCCAUGGACAGGUGUCGUGCCUUCAGCGGCUGAGUCUGCACUCAUUGCUGCCUUUGCAACAAACCAGGGGUGGUCCUCGGCAUCUGAAGUGGCUGCAUACUUCAAAAUAAACUAUUUUUCAAUAUUUAGUUUUGUCACAAGAAAUUUAUGGCUGUACUACUUUCAUUUACUAGCAGUUAAAUAGCAUAGAACUAAAAACCUAUCUGUUUCCGUUUUUUCUUUCUGUGUGGUUGUGGUUUUUAGGACAGACAGUGUUAGGAGAGAAUUUUCUUGAUCAUGUCAAGAUCAACAUAAAUUCUCCUUUGUCCUGUUUCAUUUCUCCUAAGUCUACUGUCUGUCACCUGAGCUGAGAUGUUGUGUAUUCCAACCAUUUGUGUAUUUGAAGACAUUUCCAAUCUGACUCUCACGGGCUCUUCUGAUUUAUGCACAGAUGGUUCCAUUGCUUCAUGGUGGACCCAUCAGAGCAACUAGUCAGCCUGCCCGCCAGUGUCCUGAGUCCCAGCCCCUUGUUAAACAAUAUUUAAAGAUUGGAAUUUGUGUAAAGUAGCUUCCGAGUUUUAUAACGCCUCAUUUUACAUCUUUCGUAAUUAAAAGCAGCACAAUAAGGUGGCA